Vigna radiata var. radiata (mung bean) is the source of this 4247-nucleotide messenger RNA. RefSeq names its product TMV resistance protein N-like. The record is from RefSeq and is a predicted model, not a curated record. NCBI's taxonomy places the organism in Eukaryota, Viridiplantae, Streptophyta, Magnoliopsida, Fabales, Fabaceae. The transcript has 5 exons. Gene Ontology annotation, molecular function: ADP binding. Gene Ontology annotation, biological process: defense response; signal transduction. The coding region runs from base 531 to 3833 and encodes 1100 amino acids.
UAGUUGCAAAAACUAUCAAAGUGCACGUACGAAUGUAAGUAGUAAAAACAAUAGUUUGAGAUCAUUAGGAAUGAAUACAACUUAGAUGAACCCAACUUAAUCAAACAAAUCAAUUUAAACUCAGUUGUUUGGAUUGGGUAUAGAAUUAUCAAAGGUGAAAAUCAAACCAUUAUUGUGUGGCUAUUGUUUGCAUUAAUAAAUAUAAUGAGACAAAUCAGAAAGACCUGAGACAGAUAUUUUCCAUUUACAGUCCCAACACGCUANCAUUUAUUAUGGGAAAUUUCUAAGAACUUGAAACUUGAUGAAGACUUGUCCAACGUAGAGCAGGGGUUAUGCAUAGUGUUGACUUUUGAUGAAAAUUGCCAAAAUUUUGACGCGCUUUAACUUACAACAGGACCCAGCGAAUUACUGUUUGGCACUUGAUUCUGCAUUGCCUUACAUUUCACUCUUCUAAUUUUAUGUUUAUAUAAAAGUUUGAUUCCAUUUACAGUCCCAACACGCUAACAAUCAUCAUUCCAGACUUUGUUCUAAUGGCAACUCCAAGUUCCCGUAGAUUCACAUACGAUGUGUUCCUCAGCUUUAGAGGGGAAGACACUCGUUAUGAUUUCACUGGUUAUCUCUACAAAGCUCUAUGUGAUGGGGGAGUUCACACUUUCAUGGAUGAUGGCAAACUUCAAAGCGGAGAGGAAAUCACACCAGCACUUCAGAAAGCAAUUCAAGAGUCUAAGAUUGCCAUCGUUAUCCUCUCUCACAACUAUGCCUCUUCCUCCUUCUGCUUGGAUGAACUUGCAACCAUCCUUGACUGCAAGAGUAAAGGGCUGUUGGUUAUACCAGUGUUUUAUAAGGUGGAUCCUUCUUAUGUCAGACAUCAGAAAGGUAGCUAUGAAGAAGCAUUGACUAAGCAUCAAAAGAGGUUCAAAGGGCAGGAGGAGAAGUUACAUAAAUGGAAAACGGCUCUGCGUCAAGUUGCUGACUUGUCUGGCUAUCACUUCGGAGAUGGGUAUGAAUACCAGUACAAGUUUAUUGGGAGCAUUGUUGAACGGGUUUCCAGGGUGAUUAAUCGUGUUCCUUUACAUGUUGCGGUUUAUCCAGUUGGCCUACCGUCACAGGUGCUGAAAGUCAAGAAACUUUUGGAUCUUGGAUCGCAUGAUGUUGUCCACAUGAUAGGGAUCCGUGGAAUGGGUGGGUUAGGAAAAACAACACUUUCUCUAGCAGUUUAUAAUUCCAUUGCUGAUGAUUUUGAUGAGUCAUGUUUUCUUCAAAAUGUAAGAGAAGAAUCAAACAAAGAGGGGCUAAAACACCUCCAAAGCAUCCUUCUUUCAAAAAUGCUUAGAGAGAAGAAUAUCAUCUUAACAAGUUGGCAAGAAGGAGCAUCANUGAUACAGGAGAGGCUGGGGCGAAAGAAGGUUCUCUUGAUUCUAGAUGAUGUUGACAACAGAAAGCAGUUACAAGCAUUUGCUGGAAGAGCUGAUUGGUUUGGUCCCGGCAGCAGGAUUAUCAUUACCACUCGGGACGAACAACUGCUAAAAUCUCAUGAGAUUGAAAGAACUUAUGAGAUGGAGGAAUUGAAUGAGAAUGAUUCUCUUCAAUUGCUUAUAUGGAAUGCUUUCAAAAGGGAAAAAGUUGAUCCGAGUUACGAGGACGUGUUGAAACGUGUAGUAACUUAUGCUUCUGGGCUUCCAUUGGCUUUAGAAGUAAUAGGUUCCAACUUGGUUGGAAAAAGUGUUGAAGAAUGGGAGUCUGCGAUUGAACAUUACAAAAGAAUUCCUAACGGUCAAAUUCUAGAGAUACUUAAAGUAAGUUUUGAUGNUUUGGGGGAAGAAGAAAAAAAUGUCUUUCUUGACAUNGCCUGUUUCUUUAAAGGAAGUAGUUUGGAAGAAGUUGAACAUAUACUUGGUAUUCUUUAUGAUAACAACAUGAAACAUCAUAUCGGGGUGUUGGUUGAAAAAUCUCUCAUAAAGGUUCGGNAUGGAAGGUUUNGUGUAAUUGAAAUGCACGACUUGAUUGAGGACAUGGGUAGAGAUAUUGACCGGCAAGAGUCACCCAAAGAGCNAGAGAACCACAGGAGAUUAUGGUUAGGGAAAGAUAUUCUUCAUGUUUUAAAACACAACAAGGGAACUAGCAAAACUGAAAUCAUACGCCUGGAUUUGUCUAUAUCUGAGAGAGAAGAAACGCUAGAAUGGAAUCCCAACGCCUUCAGAAGGAUGAAAAACCUUAAAAUACUUAUCAUUAGAAAUGGUNAAUUUUCCAAAGGUNCCAAUUAUCUUCCAAAAAGUUUGAGAGUACUGGAAUGGCAUGGAUACCCUUCAAAUUGUUUUCCAUCAAAUUUUGAUCCGAACAAUCUUGUGACAUGCAAGUUACCUAACAGUCAUUUUACGUCAUUUGGAUUCCUUGGCUCAGCAAAGAAGUUCGAAAAUCUAACUGUCUUGAAUUUUGACUGGUGCAUGUUUUUAACACAGACACCCGAUAUGUCUGAUCUCGGAAAUUUGGAGGAAGUUUCAUUUAACUGGUGUGUGAGUUUAGAUGCAGUUCAUGACUCAAUUGGUUUUAUGAGUAAACUUAAAAUACUGCAUGCGAAUCAUUGCAUCAACCUUACGAGUUUUCCACCUCUUAACUUGCCUACUCUUGAAAGCCUAGAACUUUCAUUUUGUUACAGUCUUGAGAAAUUUCCAGAAAUACUAGGAAAGAUGGGAAACAUAAGGGUACUUCAAUUGCUAGAUCUUCCCAUUAAAGAAUUGCCACUGUCGUUUCAAAAUCUUAUUGGACUCGAACAGUUAUCCUUGUCAUGUGAAAUUGUUCACUUAAGAAGUAGCAUUUUCACGAUGCCUAACUUGAUUAAGUUUAGUGUUACUAAUUGCAAGGAGUGGCAAUGGAUAAAAUCAGAAGAUGCUGAAGAUAACGUAGGCUCAGUGGUUCCUUCAAAGUUAGAUUGGUUUUCGGCCUGGUCUUGCAACCUGGAUGAUGACUUCUUUUCAGCAGGUUUCAUGCGGUUGGCACGAGUGCGUGAUUUAUAUCUACAGGACAAUAAUUUCAAACACCUUCCUGAAUGCAUCAAAGAAUUUCACAACCUCAACUCGCUUGAUGUGACUCAUUGCAAACAUCUUGAGGAAAUCAGAGGGUUUCCACCAAAAUUAAAAUAUUUCAGUGCACCACAAUGUAUAUCUUUGACUUCCACCAGCUUAGACAUGUUGCUAAAUAAGGAACUAUACGAAGCUAGAAAAACUGCUAUCUUCACGUUUCCAGGAGAAAGUUUUCCAGAGUGGUUUGAUCUGAAGAGCAGUGGACCUUCAUGUUCUUUCUGGUUUCGUAAUAAGUUUCCUGCCAGAGUUCUUUCUCUUCUUAUUAUACAUAUGAAUAAAUAUGAAAACUUAAGUACCAUUUUUGAGGUGCACAUUAAUGGGGAAUUGCAAACAGGCGGAGGCCACUAUUUGUUGGAGGUGGCGAAAUUUGAAUUCGGUCAAACAUACCUCUCUGAUCUAAAAAUGUAUGUUAAUUUUUUUGAACAACCUUUUGGAAAGGAAUGGAAUCACGUGGAGGUUACAUAUUAUACUCCGUCAAGGAAGUCAUGGAUUAAAGCAACAGGAAUCCAUGUAUUCAAAGAGGAAAUGGAAGACAUUCGGUUUGAUGAUCCUUAUAUCGUGGAAGACAUCAUGGAAGAAGAAGAAAAGGAGGAAGAAAAGGAAGAAGGAGAAGAAAAAGAAGAAAAGGCAAAAGAAGAAGAAAAAAAAGAAAAGGCAGAAGAAGAAGAAAAUAGCAUCAUGGGACACCAUGGAAGAAGAAGGAAGAAGGGGAAAAAGAAGAAAACUGCAUCAUGGAAGACAUUCCUAGUUUGAUGAUCCAUUUACCAACAAGAAAAGGAAGAAGGGAAAGGAGAAGAGGAACAAGAAGAAAAAGAAAAAUAACAUGCAGAAGAAGAAAAUAGCUUCAUGGAAGACAUUGGAUUUGAUGAUCCUUAUAUCACGGAAGACAUCAUGGAAGAAAGAGAAUAAAAAGAAGAAAACAACAUCAUGAAAGACACCAUGAAAGAAGAAGGAAGAAGAGGAAAAAGAAGAAAACAGCAGCAUGGAAGCCAUUCGGUAUGAUGAUCCAUGUACCAACAAGAAAACCCUUCUCAAUCACAAAACCACUUGUUAAGAAUCAUAGGUUUCUUCACGUCCAAAUUUUUCAUAGACCUUUUUCUUUUUUCUUUUCGUGCUUAUGUUUUUUACUCUAUUUACUAGCCUUAGCACCAACUCAACUAGGAUAUG